This is a messenger RNA of Heterobilharzia americana, 714 nucleotides long. The record is from the annotation of a GenBank genome assembly. NCBI's taxonomy places the organism in Eukaryota, Metazoa, Platyhelminthes, Trematoda, Strigeidida, Schistosomatidae.
AUGAAUUGUUUGCUCAGUUUUGGCAUUCGUCGAUACUUUGGCAGAAGUCCUGCUUUUAGACUGUGCACCUUUAGGCAGGCAGUUGUUUCUCACAUAAGGUGGCCUUAUGCAUGGCUGAUCAAAUGGCCAUUUAACCGUGUGAGAAUUAAAAGCAGAUACGACAUUUUUUGUUCUUUAACAAAUUUCAGAAACUCACAUGGUCUUCCAAAGGGUAAACGCUCUGGUAAUAAUUUGGACCCGGUGGACUGCUUGGUUAAGGCCGCCUUGCUGUUUUCCGCUGCCUUGUAUUGUAUUGUGUGGCAAUCAAUGAGUAGCAGUCCACUACCACGACAUGUGACUUUUCAGGAAAUGGUUUCUAUGAUGGAAAGAGGUCAAGUUCAAAGAAUUCUGGUUUCAUCCAAUGGGGCUGCCUGUAUUUUUUCUUAUCAUAGUGAUAUGCCCUUCACUCUAACGCUGUCGACAACUGUUGAAGGCUUUCUGAAGAAACUGCGAUUCCUAGAAGAUAUGUGGGGCAUAGAAGAAAGUGAUCGUAUUCCCAUUGAUGUGUUUGAUUUACCUUUAAGCACAGAUUUACAGACUCGAAAGACGAAAAUCUCUAUGGUUUUGUUAAUAAUAGCCACUGGACUGUUAAUGUUUGCAAUAAACAAGGUGACGUCAUCAAAAAACUUCGAAAAGACAAUGAAUAAUAUUUUAGCAUCAAAAUCCAGUCACUGA